Octopus sinensis (East Asian common octopus) is the source of this 1353-nucleotide messenger RNA. RefSeq names its product steroid 17-alpha-hydroxylase/17,20 lyase-like. Bases 367 to 1353 code for a protein of 328 amino acids. Gene Ontology annotation, molecular function: iron ion binding; monooxygenase activity; oxidoreductase activity, acting on paired donors, with incorporation or reduction of molecular oxygen. The transcript has 3 exons. NCBI's taxonomy places the organism in Eukaryota, Metazoa, Mollusca, Cephalopoda, Octopoda, Octopodidae. The record is from RefSeq and is a predicted model, not a curated record.
UCCACCACCACCACCAACACCACCACCGACACCAACACCAUUAUCAACACCACCAACACCGUCACCAACACCAUCACGAUUUCUCCUCAUUUCAUUUUUCUCUCAUUUCGCAAACCCCCAUCACCACUCUACCACCAACCACAUCGACACCUUUAUUUAUUUAUUAAUUUAUUAUUACCAUUAUUAUUAUUAUUAUUACCAUUUUCAUUAUUAUUAUAAUAUUACUAUUAUUAUUAUCAUCGUUAUUAUUAUUAAUAUUAUUAUUGUUAUUAUUAUUAUUAUUUCGUCUUCUUCCUCUUCUACACCUUUCUUCUUCUUCAUCAUCAUCUCUUAUACAUCAACCACAACCUCGGUUAUAAAGCUUUGAUGUUACCGCCGAAAGCACAAACGAUGGAUGUCUGGAUCGUGACUUACUACUUAAUUUCGUCCUUGAUCAUUCUUAUUAUCGUCAAACUGCUGGUUCGCGACCUGCGCUGGGAGCUACACGGACUAGGCAUCUUGGGUUGCCGGUUAAAACACAAGCACUUACGGCGGCCGCCCGGUCCUCGAAGCUGGCCGCUUAUUGGCAACCUUUUCCACGUGUUGUGGAAACCGCUGCACAUAGCCUUGACCACACUGGCCAAACGGUACGGUGACCUGAUGUGGCUACGGAUGGGCGGCGACAACGUGUUGGUGAUUAGUUCGAUGGAGGCAGCCCGCGAAUGCAUACUCAAACAAGGAAGAAUAUUUGCCGGCCGACCGCGGCGCAGACAAACUGUGAAAACAUUAUUGGGAGAUGGACGCGAUAUUGCCAUGAGUGACAUCGGACCUGAUUUGAAAUAUUACAGGCGACAAGUCCAUUCGUUCUUCGCAUCACCCAACCGAGACAACCGGGCCCGACUUGAGAGCAUUGUCGGCAUGGAAACCAGGUCGUUAAUGAAGGCCCUGGACGCAUUCGCGUGCAGCGGGGACGCAUUCGAUCCCCAUUAUAACGUCGCACGUGUUGUAGCGAAUGUGCUCUGCUUACGGACUCUAAACCGUCGAUUCGAACAUGUCGACGCUUCCUUCCACCAACAGCUGCGAAUUAUCCAAGACAUUGUGGACAGUAUCGAGAGUUUUAACAUUGUCGAUGUUUUUCCAUGGCUUCAGUUAUUCCAGAACGAUUUCGUAUUUGAAGGUAAAAAAAAAAUUUGGAGAACAUUCUUCGAGAUGAAGAUGGUGACAUUGUGCCAAGGCAGACACAGACAAAAUUCGGCUGUUGUAGAUACCGAUCACAAGUUAUUGAUGUUAUUGUUGUUGUUGUUGUUGUUUAACACUCGAGAUCUUGCUGAUGUCACAAACCAUUCGUUUAGUGUGGCCCAGCAGUUUGGCUAA